Molecule: messenger RNA, 2090 nt
Organism: Olea europaea var. sylvestris
Lineage: Eukaryota; Viridiplantae; Streptophyta; Magnoliopsida; Lamiales; Oleaceae
Product: RING-H2 finger protein ATL46-like
Exons: 1
Coding region: 594-1736 (380 amino acids)
Source: RefSeq, a predicted model, not a curated record
CUAGCGCCCAGACCCGCCUUUUGGAUUCGAAAUCCGUUUAAAAAUUGCAGAGUAGAAUGACAAUCCAUCUCUUUCACUGCCCAAUUCUCCCUUAUACGUAUAUAUUUCUAUAUUAUACAGAGAUACAACCUUUUUUUUCUAUAUUAUACAGAGAUACACACUGAUGUGAUUAAACAUUUUAUAUAUAAUUGUAUCUGUCAGCAAGAUUUCCAUAUCUAAUUCCGUCAUUUUUCUUAGUGUUUUGCUUAGAAAUCGGUGUCAAGUUAGGUAAAAACUCAACUUGUAUCACUGUUUUCCAUUUUGUUGGGCAAUUUAGUGAAUAGGGACUUUUACAUUUUGGAGGAAUUAUGAUUGUUACCUUAUCAGCACCAAACUGCAUUAUGGUUCAUGUUGUGAUGUUACUCUGUUUUGGGAACAAAUAUAAGGGUUAAGGCUUUGUUUUUCAGUUUUGUGCUGUAUGGGAUUUGUAUGUUUCUGUGAAAGAAGAAAAACAUUAAAGUGCUUGUCUUGGUUUCUUGUUUGGUAAUUAGGCCAGGAUUUUCAUUUUUAUGACAGAAACUCAGACUUGAAGAACUUUUUGCGAUUCUCGAAGAAUGAGGGGCAAAGCGAUUUAUCUAGAAAGAGGGAAACGGUUAUUUUCUGAACAUAUACAUCUGAAAAUGUCUUGGAUUCAGCAGCAAAUCAAUCAAAAAGAUGGUGUUUUGACAUACCCACCUCCUGUUUAUCUUGUAUCAGCUUCCCCUUCCGUGCAUAAAGAAUCGAGCCCUUCUCCAUCUUCAUCCAGUAUCAGGAUUAGUCCUGCGGUUCUCUUCAUUAUAGUAAUUUUAGCUGCUCUGGUUUUGGUAUCAGGAAUUCUCCAUUUGCUCGUUCGAUUUCUUACAAAAAAUCCAUCAUCAUCGCAGUCGAACCGGAAUUUGGUAGUUUCGGGCUCUGAUGCUCUACAAAGACAAUUGCAACAACUCUUCCAUUUACACGAGUCUGGUCUCGAUCAAGCUUUUAUUGAUGCAUUGCCGGUGUUUAUGUAUAAGGAGAUUGAGGGUUCACAAGAGCCCUUUGAUUGUGCAGUUUGUUUGUGUGAAUUUUCCGAGAAGGACCAACUGAGAUUGCUCCCAUUGUGUAGCCACGCAUUUCAUAUCAAUUGCAUUGAUACUUGGCUCUUGUCGAAUUCAACAUGUCCUCUCUGUAGAGGGACCCUUUUCAAUCCUGAGUUCUCCACAGCGAACCCUAUUUAUGAUUACGAUGAUUUUAGGGAAGAAGAUGGAUAUCCGACCGAAGUAGAGAACGGGAAUUCUUUGGUUGAGAAGACAGGAGAAAUUGAGGAAGUCGUAGUAGAAAAGGCCGUUUUGCCCGUGAGGCUCGGUAAAUUCAGAAAAUUGGAAGAGGGAGAGGGGGAAUUAGCCGUAGAGACUAGUGAUAGUAAGUUGGAUGCUAGAAGAUGUUACUCGUUGGGUUCGUAUCAGUACGUAGUUGGAGUUGAUAAUCUCCGCGUACCCUUGAGCCAUGACCGAACUCAUCCUAAUGCAAAGCUGAUCAGAGGGACGGAACGAAUCAGUAAUCCUUCGAGUGAGGACGGGAAGAAGAUAAGUAUUGGGACGAAAACUGAUAGCUAUUCUUUUUCCAAGAUAUGGCUGUGGCCGAAGAGGGGCAGUUUUGCAAGUUCUUCAGAUGCCCAAAUGGAGUACCCGUCUUCUCUUAACAUGAACUUACCAUGGACGGAGAGAAGAGAAGGCGUCUGAAAGGUGCAUUAGACUUUGAUCAAUCUUGUAGCAGUGGCUUUCUACUGUAUUGAAUGUUAUAUACUCUGAUUCAAUGAAAUAAGGAUGAUAGUUCAUGACAUGGUAGAUCCAUAACUGAUGAGAAAUUUCAAUUCUUGAAUGUUACAUUUUGUUCGUAACUUCUUAAAAUGCUUGUUGAUUCAAUUUCGAUCUCUAACUUUCAAUUUUUGCAUAAGGUAUGAUACGGAUCAUGUUAUAUGGCGACUAGGAUGCCAGAUAUAAUACUUCCGUUUCAUUCUGGACAAUUUGAGUUGAAGGGCUAUGUUUAGAAUGAACGAAAAGUAGGAAGUACUGGACUUAUAUAUAUGUAUAGCU